AUGCCCACUCAAGUAGACAUUCAGAUAUGCAUGCCGCUUCUCACAACGCCUGUACGAGACCAGAGAGCGACAGCCGCGAGGCAGACCACUAGUGGAUUUGGAAAUGGGAGGAUGCCUCGUGUUCGAAUAAUCCUCUCGCUAAAUAUUCCACCAAUCCCUAUCUCGGUCCGAUUGCAGACUCCACACAAAGAGCAAAUGGGAAAUUUAUACGAUCUGAUCGCGGCCCGAAAACCUUCACAGGAGAUCGAUUACGUUCCAGCACUCCGCAUUAGUCUCGCACAGGAUGCACCUUGGUCUGCCGGGCCAAUGGGUAUGCGGGGCUGGCGAGGAUCUGGAGGAUUAGCUGACCAUCAACCACGCGAGCUGGGAUGCGCGAGGGUGGCGGAUGAGAAUCAGAGCGGGGAAAGAUGCGCAUUGAAAGUAAUCUGCUUCAACGGUGGUUUUCAUGGGGCUCCUCUCGAGAAUGAGUUCUAA
This is a messenger RNA of Histoplasma capsulatum G186AR, 474 nucleotides long. RefSeq lists its product as uncharacterized. Bases 1 to 474 code for a protein of 157 amino acids. NCBI's taxonomy places the organism in Eukaryota, Fungi, Ascomycota, Eurotiomycetes, Onygenales, Ajellomycetaceae. The transcript is spliced from 3 exons. The record is from RefSeq and is a predicted model, not a curated record.